AUGAUUAAUAUUGAUUUUGACAAUAUUGAACAAUCACAACCAACACUCUACGAUACACUCGCAAGUGAUGUUAAAUUUUUAAAUACACCACAUUUCGAAUUACCACCAAAUGCAAAUCCAGGUGAUUUUUUAAGAGAAACAUUUGAUCAUCCAUCAGCACCAAAAGCAUUGGAAUUUGCACAUGGUACAACUACAUUAGCAUUUGUAUAUGGUGGAGGUAUUAUUGUAUCAGUAGAUUCAAAAUCUACACAAGGACCAUACGUUGCAAGUAGAUCAGUUAAAAAAGUAAUUGAAAUUACACCAACCCUUUUGGGUACUAUGGCUGGUGGUGCUGCUGAUUGUUCAUUUUGGGAACGUGAAUUAGGUAGAAGAUGUAGAUUAUAUGAAUUAAGAAAUAAAGAACUCAUCUCUGUUGCUGCUGCAUCUAAAAUUUUAGCAAAUAUUGUAUAUUCAUAUAAAGGUUACGGUUUAUCAAUGGGUACUAUGAUUACUGGUUGGGAUAAAACUGGACCACAAUUAUAUUAUGUUGAUAAUGAUGGUACUAGAUUACAUGGUCAACGUUUUUCAUGUGGUUCAGGUUCAACAUAUGCUUAUGGUGUUUUAGAUACAGGUUUUAAAUGGGAUAUGAAUGAUGAAGAAGCAUAUGAACUCGGUCGUAGAGCUGUUUAUCAUGCAACUCACAGAGAUGCUUACUCUGGUGGUGCUAUCAAUGUUUAUCAUGUUCAAAAAGAUGGUUGGAAGAAGAUUUCUUCUGAUGAUUGUUUCAAAUUAUAUCAAAAAUAUUACAAUAUUGUUCCAAUUAAUAAACCAGCUAAUUAA
Messenger RNA from Dictyostelium discoideum AX4, 819 nucleotides. RefSeq names its product proteasome subunit beta type 5 (gene psmB5). The coding region runs from base 1 to 819 and encodes 272 amino acids. Lineage: Eukaryota; Evosea; Eumycetozoa; Dictyosteliales; Dictyosteliaceae. Gene Ontology annotation, cellular component: proteasome core complex; cytoplasm; proteasome complex. Gene Ontology annotation, molecular function: threonine-type endopeptidase activity. The record is from RefSeq and is a predicted model, not a curated record. Gene Ontology annotation, biological process: proteasomal protein catabolic process; protein catabolic process. The transcript is spliced from 3 exons.